Messenger RNA from Hyaloscypha bicolor E, 3484 nucleotides. RefSeq lists its product as uncharacterized. The coding region runs from base 1 to 3147 and encodes 1048 amino acids. Lineage: Eukaryota; Fungi; Ascomycota; Leotiomycetes; Helotiales; Hyaloscyphaceae. The record is from RefSeq and is a predicted model, not a curated record. The transcript has 7 exons.
AUGGAUGCCCGCUCGAAAGUUGUAGAUACAAGUGGCAGAAAUGGGUUACCAGGAGUAGAACUUUGGGAUAAGAGACCUGCGGAAGCUCCGACGGGCCAGGCUGGCAACAGUGGAAAGUCAGCAGGCGCUCCUACAGCCGGACAACCGGCGUCAGAUAUCCGCGUUCGAUUGGCAUAUUCCAGUGAAGAGCCUGGAGUAACCCAGGUCACUGGAGAAGGGCCGCACACUGGCCAACUGUGGAAGAUUUCCAGAGCUGAAAAGUUGAAGUUGAACGCAAAAGGUGGUGAUGGCGGUGCAGGUGGGAGGGGCCAGGAUGGACAGGCUGGUGGGAGGGGAAGAGAUGGCAGAGAUGCAACUAGGCACCGCAACGGAGAGGAUGGAGAAGAUGGUGCAAGGGGAGGAGAUGGCGGCUAUGGAUCCAAUGGAGCUGAUGGCGCGGCUGCGGGAAACGCCUUCAUCACCGUUCACGAAGAUGAUACGGAUCUCCUUUGUCCGUUGGAAUAUGAUGUCCGAGGUGGUGCUGGAGGCGCAAGCGGGCAGCACGGCGAACCUGGUGACGGCGGUAUUGGAGGAAGAGGCGGUGCGCCCAUUGCCUGGACUGAGAAACACUCAAAUAGGGUCGAGGCACAUGCGAGAGAUGGAGGUACAAACGGUAGGAACGGGUCACCAGGGACGAGACCUUCUGUAUAUCUGAGUGGUGGCAAGACCGGACCACAGGGUAGCAUCCAGAUCAAGGUCAUCCGUGGUGACUUGUCAGAAGCUACCUACCCGAGCCCGUACUCCCUCCGGAUUGUCAAAUUCGACAUUAUCGACGAGAAUGAAGACGGCAUUAAUGAGCCCGGCGAGCACCUCCUCGUUCACAACAUCAGAGUGAAAAAUUCCGGAGGCAUGCCGUCUCCCGAAAGUCGUUCUAUACACCUCCUCAUACAAGGCACGCAAUUCCUCGAUCCGAUCACCUCAGAGCCUCUGGAGCUUCCACGAUCUAUCCAACCAGGUCAGGAAGUUGAGGUACCAGGUGUAUUACGAGCCUAUAUCCGAAAUGAAUGGUCCGAGAAACCGCUCGGGGAAGCCUUAAAUUAUAUCGACAAUGUUCAGCUGCUUGCCAUUUUCCAUGAACGCUUGAACCGGCCAAUCCCCAACUUCUGUGGACAAACCCAGAUUGCGAUUCGACACCCUCUCAGGUUAGACCCCCCAACUUACCUCGACUGUGUUGCGAAGGGAGACAGAGUCAGAUUCAAGUGGGUGGUUCACAACGACUCAAAGAAAACGUACGGCAUCAAAGGACUCCUCAAAAGAGUCACAGCGACCAAGCUCACUGAUCCAAAUAUGCCGCAAUUGUUUAAUCUCACGAAUCCAGAAACCCCACGUGAAGCCACCGAUGAAAUUGAUGAGAUUGAGCCAAACAGCAUGGUCACCAUCGACCAGGACUUCAAUGUGGAUGAAGCCGCCAUGGAGUUCAGUGAUGGCUUUUUGACUCUUGAACUCAUGUUAUCAGAUCCUGUCACGCAUAAAGUGCGUCCCGUGCAGAAACACCAAAUGCGCAUGCAGAUCUCCGAUGUGUAUAGCUUGAGUCCGAAUCCAAGCUACUUGCUAGUCGUCAAUUCUAAGACGCCCAACCACGCCAUCCAUCAAAUUAUUGUUCUGCUUCGAAAUCGCCUGCGCACGCAUCUGGAUAUCUUCAAUCUGAGUCUGAUCGGCUCCUACGAAAGCCCCAUUAAAAAGAAGAACGUACUCAAUGAUUAUGCCGGCAAGAGCGUCAUCAUAUUCGGCAACACCUUCCCAUUCUUCAACCAGGGCGAUAAAGAUCCUUGGGAUCUUCUCGACCCCUGGGAGACUGGUCUACUAAUCAAGGGCGGUACAAACAUUUCGUUUGUCGGCGUGGGGAACCUCGAAGGUCUCAAGAAAUGGGGAGAGAAUGCCACAUUCCCAGCUCAUGACUUCACUGCGGGUUCGCAAUCAUUCAACGACAUCAAUAUCAGCGGAGUGGUGUCCAAUCUCCGAAGGCUGGACUCCAACCUCCCAACAAGCGAUAUGGUUACUCAUCGAUUUGCUGUCAAGAAGUCUCUCUUCAAAACAAUCGAGAAAUCUGUCGAUUCCGCUGCAAAAUCUGCAGCUAAGAAGCUCAACAAAAACCUCCCUCUACGUCGUUUUAUUGCUGUUCCUGACUUGGAAGCCACGAAAGAAGGCGAGAAGAUAGGCGGCGCCAUAAUCUGCGAAGGCUUGCCUAAGAAUUCGAACAUGUUGGCUUCUGUAGGGUUGUUCCAAGCAUCAACACAGCACGGCAUUCCCACCAUCUCGGACUAUAACAUGUUCUUUGUUAUUUCUUGUUUGCCUUUUGCAACCAGAGCAAAGCUGUUCUGGAAUAUGAUUGGAAAUUCGAACGCGACCGGAGUUCCCUGUGAUAUCAUAUACAAGGGACUGGAAACGAUGUAUAACGCACCUCCGGACACAGUCACUGCUCAUAUGAUGAUUGACGACAAGAUCCUGCAAGCUCUCUGCAUAUCUCUGCAGCUUGAAAUCUCUUCCGAGAUCUAUCGCUUCACCUCAACAAAACCUCGAUUCACAGAUCCCCUCAGCGUCCCAGAGAAGCUUGCACAACUAUCCCUAUUCACUCAAUUCCUCGCGGUGGCUCCUAAGGCAGCCCAAGUAGACGACAUCGGUAACGCCCAAAUGCUUGUCUCAACACUUGGCGCCAUCCACGCCAUCGCGAACCCUAUCGGCUUCUGGCAGUCGGUCAAAGGUGUCUUCUCCUUCGUUGGCAAUCGCAAGGGCAAACUUACACCCGCAGCGAAUACACGAAUCCUUGCAGCCAUCACAGACUCCUGCUCCACGGGCGUGGCUGCCACAGUCAAAGAGCACUUGCUGCAGCGGUCAAAGCAAGUAAAGUCGGGAAUCCAGAGCAUAGGUGGCCCUAAGAGCUUCACCGCAUUUGGGAGGAGGGAGCUCGCUGCUUUCGCCAAUGUGGAGAGGGUGGUAAUGUGUGACUUGGUGGAGCUGAAGCCUGGGAGCGUUGCACUUAACAGUGCGGCACUGCACAGCCAUCAGCAAGGGUAUCAUGUCCACAGGACAAAUACGGGGCUGAUUGUGGACAAUGUCAAGAAGGUAUUAGAGGAGCACGUUAAUCCUGUGGAUCAGGAGGCAGACUGAGGACGUUUAUGUGCAUACACUGCUGCAGCAGCUCUCUCCUUUUGUUUCUUCUUGCCCGGUGAUUCCAUGCGCAGACCGCGAAUUUCUUUCAAUUUCAGUUGUCUUGUAGUUUAAGUAAUGUAAAUGCGUGUUAUUUUUGAGCACGUGAGUCCUGACAAGCGGCGAGAGGACCGAAUGGUAGUGGAUAUCAAUGAUGCGUUCCAGUCGACAACUGCUAUUCGAUUUUCAAGCAAUGCUUGGGGGACAGCUAGUAGCAUUGCCUGUUGGAUCUCGUGGCUUGGUGGCGCCUCCCUGUGGGUGUAUGAUUCGAUCUUGGGCAAUGGGGCUGGGACUUUGC